Kwoniella botswanensis is the source of this 1068-nucleotide messenger RNA. RefSeq lists its product as uncharacterized. Gene Ontology annotation, biological process: carbohydrate metabolic process. The record is from RefSeq and is a predicted model, not a curated record. Gene Ontology annotation, molecular function: hydrolase activity, acting on carbon-nitrogen (but not peptide) bonds. Bases 1 to 1068 code for a protein of 355 amino acids. NCBI's taxonomy places the organism in Eukaryota, Fungi, Basidiomycota, Tremellomycetes, Tremellales, Cryptococcaceae. The transcript has 10 exons.
AUGGCUUCUUUCACCAACGAGCAGUGUCUGCCAUGGCACGAAAGAGAUCUCUACGGGUACGCUAAUAGCCCUCCCGAUCCAAAAUGGCCAAAUGGAGCUAGGAUAGCUGUCAAUUUCGUCAUGAACCAUGAGGAGGGUGGUGAAAGUAGUGUGGAGCUUGGUGAUGAUGUGGCCGAAGCUUUCUUCCAUGAUUUUGGACCGCCUGGGAUGAUAAAUCCUGUGCCUGGUGAACGGGAUCCAUCAACAGAGACUCAAUUUGAUUAUGGCACUAGAGUAGGAGUUUGGCGUUUGUUGAGAUUGUUCGAAGCCAGCAGUAUUCCCAUCACUUUUUACGCUGUCGCCAAAUCGUUCGAACGAGCCCCACAUGUUGCGAAGUAUGUGGAGGAGCAUGGGCACGAGACCUGUUGUCAUGGAUAUCGAUGGCGAUCGUACGGCGAUUGUGAUGCCGAGUUGGAGGAAAGGCAUGCCAAUCUUUGCGUUGAAAGCUUUCGAAAAUCAUCACCCAGUGGCAAGGUGCCAUCAGGCUGGUUCCUUGGGAGACCCAACGUGCGUUCUGCUCAUAUCGCGGCGAAGGUCUACAAAGAGCAAGGGGAGGAGCUUCUCUACUGGGCGGAUUCCUAUGCAGACGACUUGCCCUAUUGGAAGCCCAAUCCAAUCGACCCAUCCAAGGGUUUAUUGAUCAUGCCAUAUUCAUUCGACAACAACGACACCAAGAUGUGGUUUGGGCAGAUGGGCUCCGAUGAGGCAUACACUCAGCAUAUAAUCGAUUCGUUCACCACGAUACGUGAAGAAGGUCUGGCUGGUAGACCAGCAUACAUCACUGUGGCAUUCCACUCUCGAUGGAUGGGUCGACCUGGACGGUUCCAAGCUCUCAAACGGAUUGUGGAUCACAUGAAGCAGUUCGAUGAUAUUUGGUUCGCCACUCGAGAACAGAUUGCGACUCAUUUCGCCAAAACCAUUCCAUACGACCCUGCGGCAUUUAUACCCGGUACGGGACGUAUGAAACCACCUUCAGAUGUCCGAUCGCAGGUAAAUACUCUCAAGGCAAAGGUCAACGGUUUCCAUUAG